UUUUCUGGUGUCUGUACCAGAACUAGCACAGUGAAUCCUUUCUUACUCAAAAAUAUCCGAAGAAAGAUACGCCAAUUACUUAACAUGCAAAGUUACCUACUAAAAAUUUAAUUCCAGUCACAUACACAUAGUUCGUUUUUCUGUUCUCGAUUCCAUUAUAAAGCAAUACCCACCAUUUUAAAGCCAGAGAUAAAAGAAGCCCCAUUUGUCUGAAAGGCUUAUCCUCUUCAAAGAAAACAAUCAUGAGAGGGUUCAAAACUAAAAAACCUUCAUUUUCCUUCAUUUUCUUGCUGUUUCUUGCUGUAUCAUGUAUUUCUACAGCCCAACAGCAAAAUCCCAUAAAAACCAUUGUCGUUUUGGUAAUGGAAAACAGAUCUUUCGAUCACAUGCUUGGUUGGAUGAAGAAAGCAGUAAAUCAGGAAAUUAAUGGAGUUACAGGGAGAGAAUGUAACCCAGUAUCAACCAAGAAACCAAACCCACAAUCCAUUUGCUUUACUGAUGAUGCAGAGUUUGUGGAUCCAGAUCCUGGCCAUUCCUUUGAAGCUGUUGAGCAACAGGUAUUUGGUAAUGGCUCAAUUCCUUCCAUGUCUGGUUUUGUUGAACAAGCUCUCACUCUGUCCCCAAACCUCUCUGAAACUGUCAUGAAGGGUUUUAGGCCUCAAUCUGUUCCUGUUUAUGCUGCUUUAGUAAAAGAAUUUGCAGUUUUUGAUAGAUGGUUUUCUUCAAUCCCUGGCCCAACACAACCCAAUAGGCUGUUUGUAUAUUCCGCUACUUCUCAUGGCUCAACUAGCCAUGUCAAGAAGCAAUUGGCUCAAGGGUAUCCUCAAAAGACAAUAUUUGAUUCACUUCAUGAGAAUGGUAAAAAGUUUGGGAUUUAUUUUCAAAACAUACCCACAACUCUGUUUUAUAGGAAUAUGAGGAAAUUGAAGUACAUUUUUAAGUUUCACCAAUUUGAUUUGAAGUUCAAGAAAGAUGCAAGAGAUGGAAAGUUACCUAGUUUAACUGUAAUUGAACCAAGGUAUUUUGACCUUAAAGGAGUGCCUGCAAAUGAUGACCAUCCAUCUCAUGAUGUUGCCAAUGGCCAGAAACUUGUCAAGGAGGUUUACGAGGCACUGAGGGCCGGCCCUCAAUGGAACGAGACACUUUUGGUAAUUACUUAUGAUGAACAUGGUGGGUUUUACGAUCAUGUCAAGACUCCUUAUGUUAAUGUUCCUAAUCCAGAUGGGAACACUGGCCCUGCUCCUUCUUUCUUCAAGUUUGACCGACUCGGGGUUCGUGUUCCUACUAUUAUGGUCUCUCCUUGGAUCAAGAAAGGCACUGUGAUUAGUGGUCCAAAAGGACCUACUCCAAAUUCAGAGUUUGAGCACUCUUCAAUUCCUGCAAGUAUAAAGAAAAUGUUCAACCUCUCCUCCAACUUCUUAACUCACAGGGAUGCAUGGGCAGGCACAUUUGAAGAGGUUGUUCAAGGAUUAUCCUCUCCAAGAACUGACUGUCCAGAGACCUUGCCAGACGUGUUGCCUUUGAGAACCACAGAAGCAAAGGAAGAGAGUAGCUUAUCUGAGUUUCAGAGUGAAGUAGUUCAACUAGCAGCAGUUCUUAACGGCGAUCAUUUCUUGAGUAGUUUUCCAGAUGGGAUGAGCGAGAAGAUGAACGUGCGAGAAGCUCAUGAAUAUGUAAGAGGUGCUGUUACAAGGUUUAUAAGAGCCAGUAAAGAAGCCAUUAAGUUAGGAGCAGAUCAAUCUGCCAUUGUAGAUAUGAGGUCAUCCCUCACUACCAGAUCUUCAGUCCAUGAUUAGUAGUAAACUAGUAAUACAUAAUUUGUGUAUUAUUAGAAUUAUUGAAUUGUUCAAACUAGGAAACAAUAAAAGCUAGUAAAAUAUUACUUCAAGAAUGGCAAGCAGUAAAUCACAAGAACACCAUCUUUAGAUGCUUGCAUAAGAUAUAAGGUUUUCAUAUAUAAAAGAGAUUUUACAACUUAAUUAAGCUGCAAA
This is a messenger RNA of Jatropha curcas, 1991 nucleotides long. It is a transcript of the gene NPC6, whose product is annotated as non-specific phospholipase C6. Gene Ontology annotation, biological process: phospholipid catabolic process. Lineage: Eukaryota; Viridiplantae; Streptophyta; Magnoliopsida; Malpighiales; Euphorbiaceae. Gene Ontology annotation, molecular function: hydrolase activity, acting on ester bonds. The record is from RefSeq and is a predicted model, not a curated record.